AUGAUCCGGUUCAUUCUGUUGCAGAACAGACAGGGCAAGACUCGUCUUGCCAAAUACUACGUUCCUCUCGAAGAUUCCGAGAAGCACAAGGUCGAAUACGAGGUUCAUCGCCUCGUUGUCAACAGAGACCCUAAGUACACUAAUUUCGUCGAGUUUCGUACGCACAAGAUAAUAUACAGGCGAUAUGCGGGCUUGUUUUUCUCACUCUGUGUUGACAUCACUGAUAAUGAAUUGGCAUACUUAGAGUGCAUUCAUUUGUUUGUUGAAAUACUGGAUCACUUCUUCAGCAAUGUGUGUGAGCUCGAUUUGGUUUUUAACUUCCAUAAGGUCUAUCUUAUACUUGAUGAAUUCAUUCUAGCGGGUGAACUGCAAGAAACAAGCAAGAAGGCUAUCAUUGAGAGAAUGGGGGAAUUGGAAAAACUGGAGUGA
This is a messenger RNA of Sphenostylis stenocarpa, 429 nucleotides long. The record is from the annotation of a GenBank genome assembly. Lineage: Eukaryota; Viridiplantae; Streptophyta; Magnoliopsida; Fabales; Fabaceae.